AUGCUUCCAUCCCAGGAGCUCUCUGAGGGACCCAUGUUACCGAACCUCCUACUUCAGAUCCAUGCGCAAGAACGGACGCGUUUACAAAAGGUCAAUGCUACCCCCAUGUCCUUGGAAACGGCUGGACAGGAACUAUCACUCAUUCGACCGUGGCAUGAACGAACCCGGUGGUACGAGACAUACCGCGAUCGUCCGCGUGAUGUUCUCUAUCGGUUAGCUCUAUUGCCGGAACGUGGUGGUCGGUUAUUCGGAAAGCACUUCGGGACCGUGGGUGGCCAGGAGAUCUGGAGUUCCGCGGAAGACGAGGAAAGGAUCCACCGCAUACUACAGCACGUUGAUAUUGCUUUUGAUCGUUGCGAGGAGACUGUGCGACGCACUGGCCACCCAAUUUUAUCCUGGCUUCGAAGUCGAUUCCCUUCCCGGCCCUUCAAAGCUCCUUCCAGCUCGUCGGACGGGACGAAACUCGCCGUAAGUAUCGACGGCGUUGCAGACAAGUCUUGGGUGUAG
Molecule: messenger RNA, 507 nt
Organism: Cladophialophora immunda
Lineage: Eukaryota; Fungi; Ascomycota; Eurotiomycetes; Chaetothyriales; Herpotrichiellaceae
Exons: 1
Coding region: 1-507 (168 amino acids)
Source: RefSeq, a predicted model, not a curated record